Strongyloides ratti is the source of this 930-nucleotide messenger RNA. Its product is annotated as ADP/ATP translocase 4. Gene Ontology annotation, molecular function: ATP:ADP antiporter activity. Bases 1 to 930 code for a protein of 309 amino acids. Gene Ontology annotation, biological process: mitochondrial ATP transmembrane transport; mitochondrial ADP transmembrane transport. The transcript has a single exon. Gene Ontology annotation, cellular component: mitochondrial inner membrane. Lineage: Eukaryota; Metazoa; Nematoda; Chromadorea; Rhabditida; Strongyloididae. The record is from RefSeq and is a predicted model, not a curated record.
AUGACUUCUGAUAAAAAAGAAUCUAAGAAUAAACAAAAAGAAGGAUUUAAUUCAAGAAAAUUUUUAAUUGAUUUAGCUUCUGGUGGUACUGCAGCUGCAGUAUCAAAAACUGCUGUUGCACCAAUUGAACGUGUCAAACUUCUUCUCCAAGUUCAAGAUGUUUCAACAACCAUUUCAAAAGAAAACAGAUACAAAGGAAUUAUGGAUGUCCUUGUUCGUGUACCAAAAGAGCAAGGUGUAGCUGCAUUGUGGAGAGGAAAUUUAGCUAAUGUUAUUAGAUAUUUUCCCACUCAAGCUUUAAAUUUUGCUUUCAAGGAUACAUUCAAUAAAAUGUUUACAGAUGGACUUCAUAAAAAAAAUGAUUUUUGGAAAUAUUUUGCUGGUAAUCUAGCUUCUGGUGGUUGUGCUGGAGCUGCUUCACUUUGUUUUGUAUACCCACUUGAUUUUGCUCGUACUAGACUUGCUGCUGAUAUUGGUAAAGGAUCAUCAAGAGAAUUUAAAGGAUUAGGAGAUUGUCUUGUUAAGAUUGUUAAAUCAGAUGGUCCAAUUGGUCUUUAUAGAGGAUUUUUUGUUUCUGUUCAAGGAAUCAUUAUAUAUCGUGCUGCAUAUUUUGGAAUGUUUGAUACAGCUAAAAUGGUUUUUGCUCCAGAUGGUAAAAAACUUAACUUUUUUACUACCUGGGCUAUUGCUCAAGUUGUUACUGUUGGCUCUGGUAUUCUUUCAUAUCCAUGGGAUACUGUUAGAAGGCGUAUGAUGAUGCAAUCUGGACGCAAGGAUGUUCUUUACAAGAAUACUUGGGACUGUGCUGUAAAAAUUAUUAAAAAUGAAGGUAUGGGUGCUAUGUUCAAGGGUGCUUUAUCAAAUGUCUUCCGUGGAACUGGUGGUGCUCUUGUUCUAGCUAUUUAUGAUGAAAUUCAAAAACAUAUUUAG